AUGGCGAAAUUAUCUCUGGCCGAGCAGAUUUCUCAACUGGCUAACCCCAAGCCCAAGGAUGUGGAUAUCGAGAACUUUGAGGACCGUGACGAUGGUUCCGAGAGCGGUGGAGACGUGGAUUACGACAGUGAUCUAGCGACAGAGCACUAUGUCAAGGUCGGCAAGAGCAAGCUGCGAGAUGAUGCUCCUGCUCUAAACCCCAAGUACAAGGCCGGCAAGGUGAGCAGGAAGGCUCUUUAUGACGACGAGGACGAGGACGGCGAUGGCGCUGACGGUUUCAUUGAUGAGGACGACGAGGACGAUGAGGAGGACGAUGAGGAGGGAGAAGGCAAUGGUUUCAUUGACGACGAAGUUGAGGUUGAUGAAGAGGACCAGGACGAAGACGGAGAUGAAGACAUGGAGGAUGAGCAGGAUGAGGACGAGUCUGACGAAGAGCUGUCUGAGAACGAGAAUGACAGCUCGGCUAGAGCCACCCUCAAGGAGCUGCUGAGGGAGGAAAAGAAGGCGUCCAAGCAGCAGGCCAAGGAGGCUAUUGUUUCCGACGCACAAAAGGGAUUCGCCAUUCACAAACAGACCGAUCUAUACGAGACACUUCUGGACGCGCGAAUCACAUUCCAAAAGGCAGUCCAGUCUGCCAACGCUCUUCCUAUCAGCGAUACUAAGGCCGAGGAGCUCGGUGAAGACAUCACCAACACUCUUCAAGACACAAAGGCAAAGUUGUCGGACUUCAUCUCCCAAAUAGCCAAGAUGCGACACAACAUGGCUGUGCAGGACAAUGUGUUUGCUGCCGACUCCGUCAAGCUAUCGACCAAGCGAACUUUUGAUGCCACUCUGGAUAACAUGGACAAGCUGGAUACAGAAUUCAAGGCAUACGAGACUUCUGUGCUGAGCAAGUGGUCUCAGAAGGUGCAGGCCUCAUCUGCGGCCUCCGCUCUCAACUCCUCCAAGUUCAAGGCUCUGAACCAGUCUUCUGCCAACCAGGUCGCUGCUACUCUGGCGGACAUGGACCGACUUGUCAAGCGAACUCGAAUGAAUCGAUCCAACGUUGUCAUUCUUGGCGAGGAACAGAUGGGCGCCAUUCAGGACGCCGAGGGCGAAAACUACUACAUCUUUGAUGACUCAGACUUUUACCGAAACUUACUCAAGGAUCUGAUUGACCGACGAAUGGUGGAUUCCGGCUCUCAAAGCAGUGGCGUCAAGACCUGGACUGCCACAAAGGCCAAGACCAAGAAGAACGUGGACACAAGAGCAUCCAAGGGUAGAAAGCUGCGAUACCAUGUGCAGGACAAGGUGCAGAACUUUGCUGCUCCCCGGCCGGUUUUCACCUGGGAGGACGAUCAGAUCGACGAGCUGUUUGCCGGUCUUCUGGGGCAGCGAGUCAACUUCAACGAGGACGAUGAUGGAGAGGAGAAGGAGAAGGAAGAAAAGGAAGAAAAGGAGGAGCAGGAGUUGGUUAUUCCCGACGACGGUCUCCGAAUCUUUGGUUAG
This is a messenger RNA of Yarrowia lipolytica CLIB122, 1488 nucleotides long. RefSeq lists its product as uncharacterized. NCBI's taxonomy places the organism in Eukaryota, Fungi, Ascomycota, Dipodascomycetes, Dipodascales. The record is from RefSeq and is a predicted model, not a curated record. Gene Ontology annotation, biological process: maturation of SSU-rRNA from tricistronic rRNA transcript (SSU-rRNA, 5.8S rRNA, LSU-rRNA). Gene Ontology annotation, cellular component: nucleus; nucleolus.